Molecule: messenger RNA, 7107 nt
Organism: Odocoileus virginianus texanus
Lineage: Eukaryota; Metazoa; Chordata; Mammalia; Artiodactyla; Cervidae
Source: RefSeq, a predicted model, not a curated record
AUGCAAGUGUCUCACGGACACGAGUGUGUGUGCCAAGCUCAUUCAUUGCUGUGUGACUGUGCACGCCUGCUGAACAUUCUCAUACUCAUACCGCUCACUAGCAUCAAAAAGCCAUCCUCAUUCUUCUGGAGGCCCUCCACCAGCUCUCCUAAACCCAGUUAUGGCAUCUGCUUGAUGUGGAUGCAGUCUUGGACCGAAAGCCUUCACCACCGCUCCCACCCCCACCCCCUCCCCAAGCCCCUUGUGACCUUGCCCCCCCCAACCAGCACCAAGACGGUGCCCCCCGCAGUGACACAAUCGUUGCCACCCACACCUACUCCGCCAGUCCCCCCAGUAAAAAAGCAGCCAGUUCUUCCUGUGUCUCACGUUCCACCCUCUCCCCUUGUUCCUCCGGGUCCGGUGCCCCCGCCCACGCUACCCAAGCAGCAGAGCUUCAGUGUAAAACCACCCCCCUCCCCGCUGUCCCCGGCGCCCUCCGUGGUGAAGCAGAUAGCCAGCCAGUUCCCCCCACCUCCAGCCCCACCUCCCACCGAGGGGCCGCCCUUAAAGCCCGCCUCAGUCAGCCUCGCCCCACAGUCCCCCCCUGCCGUGAAAGCGAAGCCCAAGUGGCAGCCCAGCUCCGUCCCAGUCCCUUCUCCGGACUUCCCCCCGCCUCCCCCGGAGAGCAGCCUGGUGUUCCCUCCGCCCCCACCGCCGCCCGCCCCGGCCCCGCAGCCUCCGCCGCCGCCACCACCACCGCCGCCAGCCACACCCACAGCGGCUCCUGCCCCCGACAAAAGCAGCUCUCCCGGCAAAAAGACCAGUAAAACCUGCAGCCCCGGGGGAAAGAAACCGCCCCCGACCCCGCAGCGCAACUCCAGCAUUAAGUCCAGCAGCUGUGCGGAGCACCCUGAGCCCAAGAAACCCUCAGUAGACAGUCUAAUCAGCAAGUUCGCAUCCCCAGCCGAACCCUCGGGGUCUCCUGGCAAGGAGACCCCACCACCUCCAGCAGCGCCCCCCAAGCCAGGAAAACUCCAUCUUUCCGGAGUUAACCUUCCCGGGGUGCUCCAGCAAGGAUGCGUGUCCUCGAAGGCGGCUGCGCUGAGCGGGCGCGGCAAGGACUCCACGGUGGAGUUCCCUUCUCCUCCAUCCGAUUCCGACUUCCCACCGCCUCCGCCAGAAACCGAGCUUCCUCUGCCCCCCAUCGACAUCCCAGCAGUGUUCUCAGGAAGCACCUCUCCAAAAGUGGCCGUUGUUAACCCGCAGCCGCAGCCCUGGUCCAAAACGUCGGUGAAGAAGGCCCCUCCGCCCACACGACCCAAACGGAACGAUAGCACCCGCCUCACUCAAGCCGAGAUCUCGGAGCCGCCAGCCACGGCCGCAGUCGCGCCGCAAGUGCCCACCUCGCCCAAGUCCAGCCUUAGUGUGCAGCCUGGCUUCCUGGCUGACCUCAACAGGACACUGCAGCGCAAGUCCAUCACCCGGCACGGCUCGCUCUCCUCCUCCCGCGUGUCUAGAGCGGAGCCCACGGCCACCAUGGAUGACAUGGCAUUGCCCCCGCCACCCCCCGAACUGCUUUCUGAGCAGCAGAAAGCCGCUUACGGAGGCAGUCAUAUAUCAGGCUAUGCAACGUUGCGGAGAGGACCGCCUCCCGCUCCCCCCAAGAGAGACCAGAACACCAAGCUCUCAAGAGAUUGGUAGCUACCGUAGGGUUUUAUUUUCAUGCAAUCUGUAAUCAGUUCUACAAUCAGCUCACCUGAUCAUCUGUGAAUUCAGGUGUUCAGAGCCUCCUGGUAUGUCGUCGUUAUUCAGGUAGUGUUCAGCUCUAUGUGUGUGUAUACAUGUGCGGGUACACACAUAGCUAUACAUAUAUAGAUAGGUAGCGUGUGUAUGUAUAUAUAUGUAUACAUAUAUCUAUAUGUAUAUAUAUAGCUGAAAGUGAUUCUAUUUAUUCUUUUUCUCUCCUAAUCUGAAAAUGAGUUUUGUGUAUUUUGGGUGGCAGCGGCAUGGAAGGGGAUAUAUGUCUUGUCCCUUAUGAUUUCUGUUAUCUAUCAUUUGGAUUGGACCAAAAACUUCAGACUUAUUUAGGAGGUAUUUUAUAAAUGUCCAUGUGUGGCCUUUCUGUGCAUGUUGUGUAUUAUAUAUUAAGAUAGAUGUAUAAUGUGCUAAUUCUCAGUUUGAGGAGACAACCAGAAUGUUUGGUGUAUCUAUGGGCUUUUGUGUUUUUUCCCCCAGUUGGCUGAAGUUAGAACUGCUUGACACUUCAUUUUUCUACAUAAAGGGGCACUUUAAUUAGGAAUCUGUUUCAUAGAACGGGUCAUAGUGCAGGGCGGGGAAGUUUUCAGACACUAUCAGUGUGUGGUUGUGCAUAGAAAACAAUAAAUAUGUGGUGUGACUAAACCAUUCUAGUUGCAGUACUGCUACCCCAACGGAAUCUAGACUGCUCUAUCACAGGUAAGCUCUUUGCCUAUCACAGUGCUGUUAUCCUGUAGUUCUUUCUGUACUGUUGGGAUCCUUUCCACGAGCUUGUGAAGCUCCAUCAAGUUUGGUUUCAUGAUCCUUGCUUUGAUUUAUUGUAAGAGACUAUCCAACAUGAUACCCUCGGAAUGCUCUGUCCCGGCGUGUCUUUGGGUCAACAGUUACCUCCUUAUAGUGUGUGCUGUGAGUGGGUGUUGAUAUUAGGUAUCCAUAGACAACUGGUAUAUCAGGUACUCACAUCCUUUGUCUGUUAUGUUGCAUCAUUAUGAACAACAAAAUCGCCUUCUGCAAUGCGUAUUUUCUGUGUUGCGGCCUGAAGGAUGGAUUAGAGGACGAGACGGGCCCCUGUGCCGCUGUCAUUAAUUAGGGUUUUGUAGCUAGUAAUGUGACGUAAGAAUUCAUUUAAGUAUGGGACUGCCAUGGGGGCGGGGGGAAGUGAGUGUUUUGACGAUUUCAUCCAUGGUGACCGGAGCACACGAGGGUCCUUGCUUGUUGUAGCCCUGUUGUAGAGACUUAUCCAAGUUACCAGGCAUUCUGAUGGAGUCUGUAGUCCAAGGACAGUAGUGACAUUACAUACUGUGCACAUGCAGUUUGGUGCAACAUGGAACCAUUGCUCUGACGACACUGUAAUUCCACAUGCUUCACACUGUACUUCUAGAUGUUUUAUUUUCCCCUCUGAACUUUCCUUGGUAUUUGAGAAAUGUGUACUGACUUAGCAAUUUGUGAUGAUAAAUUGACUGUUAGGCCAACCUUAGAACUGCUCUUAAAUGGGAGAAUAAAAAGUACCUCCCCAGCAGUGAUAAGUCAGCACACCUUGUAAUGAACAUCUUUGCCUGUUGUGAAUAGGGAUCACCAAUGCAACUGCAAAAGUGUUCGACCCUAUCCCUAAGGAAAAAGUGAUGUCCAUAAAGUGGGACAGAGAUGGUAAAUAAUUCAAGAGUUAGCAAGAUUGUGCUGUGUACACAGGAUUUCUCACUCUGCAACAAAGUACUGCAUCGGAGAAAGUGGAAACCGCCCCCCCCACAUUGUAACAUCUCCAGGAUGUGAUAGUAUACUCCUGUUUAUAGAGCAAUAAGAAUAUAUACCAGUGUGCAUUUGUUAUAGCCCUGCUCCUUUAAAAGAUACUUUUUUAGAUGUUUCAGUUCACAAAGUUUUAUGUGCUUGAUAUUCUUAUGGUUAUGAAGUGACCUUUACCACAUCUAUAUUGUUCAUUUAAGCAUGCACUGCGAUUUGAGUACAUUUGAGUAACACUGCCAAGCACCACUGUGACUCACGAAUGAAGUGAUUCCCCAGUCUUCUGCCUGCAGCUUUGUCUUCUAAGGAUCCCCCUUACUUGUGAGAUAGAGGACUUUGAAGACUCUGAAUCCAGUGGUAUAAAUGUUCAUCACUAGGGUUUUUCACUGUGGUGGUGGUCUCUUACAUGAGGAUGCACAGCUUUCGCUGAGGGAAGAAAUCAUGUUUCCUCAGUCUUCCUUCACUCCUGGUUGGAGCCGUAAGAUCCAACCUUUUUUUUUCAGCGGGGGAUUUCCUGGGCCUUCUUGCUUGUGUCAGUCCUGACGGUAGCCAUCCUGAACUGAUGCUUCUUCUAGUGUAUCAUUUUCCUGAGAGAGCAGACAUCCUUUAGAACACCAGGAGAACACAGCCAGAGGAGAGGAGCUGUCAGUGGCUUGGUGACUGUCUGACAACAGGCUGUAGCCCUUUACAUUUCUCCAAAGACAAGGCUGUUAAUCAACUAUUUUUCCUCUUUAUGUGAAACAACUGAAUCGAAAAAAACAAAAAUUAUAUUUUAGAUAUACUUCCAAUGUUUUACUCCCUAGGUUUUUUUUUUCAAUUGGGAUUUUUGUUGGCAUGUGGUUUGGAGACUGCUGUUGUUUUGGCUCUCUUCUUCCCCGGUGUGUUCAGGAAAAAUACUGCCAGAUGACACAGUACUGUGCCUUCUUCCACAGGCUUCUGCUCAGGUCCGCUAACCCAGCAAAGCUUCGCCAGGGCAAGGGAGACAGUCCGUCAGCUGGCUUGGCUGUACUGAAAAAUCAAUAGUAUCCUGCUGUUGAGGGCAGUGCAGACAGGUGCCUGUUAAGAGCUAAUGACUUGCUAAUUAGUGACAUCCUUAACUUUACCACAAAAUUUCAAAAUUGGAUCCAGCCUAUGCUUAAAGUUUUGGCAACAAGUCUGAAGGGCAGCAAAGCCUGUUCUGUUAAAACAUUAAGUUCACAGCUACGUUAGACUAUUCUUUACUGAAGCUUGGCUUUUAUCACCCAAAUAUUUUUUUUUUCCCCUUAGCUGCUGCAGAAUUCAGCUCUUGGAAAAAGUAACUACUCUUAAGGUUUCCAGGUACCCACUUCACUGUAAAUUGGGUGUUCUUUUUAUUUCUGGGGCUUUUUAAGAUAAGAUUGCUGAUUCUUCACAAGUUACAGGAAACAGUUUUCAUCAGAACAUCUCAGAGGAACAUCCCACAGACUGUCCCACAGUCCUCGGACAUCAAGGUGCUCCUGCCCCCUGCCGGCAUAGCCUGCUAAGGAAGGGCUGCGAACUAUCUAGGCAGUCCCAUCUCCAUGUAAGUUUACUUGCCACUAAAAGCAGUCCUGAGGAGAUCAAAAAGGUAAACAGAAUUGGGGGGAUCAUGAAGAAUAAUUCCAAUAGAUUAACAACUCCGAGGUCAAGGUUAAUAGGAGCUGUGCAUCCGAUUAAGAGUUUCAGAAGCUGCUAUUCUGGGAGAAUACAACUGCUAAUAAGCUCAUGUCGAGGAUGUUAGGCUAUAAGGAGCCUGAAAAAAACUUCAGGUAAUGGAUUGAUUUGACUAUCAUCGGGCCACCAACAGAACCCCUUGUCCCUCUUUUUCCCACAGCUAAAAGCAAUUUUAUGUUACAGACACAAGGUGAUUUUAACAAGAAAACCUUUUCCUAGUUUUCUAUAUUACCAAACUUGUUUCAUGUAGGUUUUAUGUAACUUUAGAACUAACAAUUUUUAACUUAUGUAAUCUCAUAACCUCACAGAUUUUGUUUAAACCAAUUAAAACUGUAUGAUCCUGUGAUUAUAGGUGUAGUGACUUCCUUUAAAUAAUUUGGAUUUGUACACUUGUAAGAGGAUGUUUAUUGCUAAAAAUCACUUUAGGUUGCAAGAACCUUUUGGCACUUGAAGUUUUGUUUUAUACACUUCACAUUAUUUACAUAUAGCAAGUUAUUCCUGACCCUAUAGGAAUGGUUGCCCACUCACAAAAUUGAGAUUUGAUCCAUGGAGAGAUGCAAGUAGUACAGAAUUAAGAUUUAUUUUCCUUUAAAAAUUGAAUGGAAGACCAUUGUUAUCUCUUUACUAGUCUCCCUCAAAGUAAACAAGUGUUCAGUUCUUAUAGAUGUAUAAGAAAUCUGAAAUUUAGCUAUAGAAUACACUUGCUAAGUAAAAAUAAGCUAAACACAAUAUACUUGAUAAACAUGAAGGAAAUAAUCUCCAAUUGGUUUGCUCUUUGCUUGUUGAAGUAUAAACCAUUUAGAAAACAUCUAUAAUUCCCAGUGCCUUGAACUCUCUUGGAGGAACAGCAUAAAAAAAAAUCUAACAAGCAAACUUUGAGGUGCUAAUGAAAGAAGGAAGGUGUUUCUAGUUGGUGCAGAAACAGAAAAAGUGACUGUCUCACAAGAGAUGGCUUCAUCUACCUAAUCAAGGUCUGGCUGCUUUCUACCAAAGACAUUUAGACAAGUGAGUCAAGUCAGGGUGAUGGUGAAUACUACAUAUUUAAAAGAUGGCCAAGUUCAGAAUGAAUGUUGAACAUGGAUGGCUAUUAAUACCAAGCUCAUAAUUGAAGCCUCAACCUCUUCUUAGGCAGGACAUGCUUGUGGCACUUAAACAAAAUCUGCAAACUGUCCAUUGUUUGUUAAGUUUAUUGUAACCUAAUACCAAAAACUGCCAUUUUUCAUGAUUACCACCUCCUAUAUUUCUCUACUUGUAAAUAAUUUCUCCUAGGGGAAAAAAAAAAAGCAUUAACUGGAAUGUUUCAUUAAUUUUGUCAGCCACUAGUGAACUCCUUUUAUAGAAAUGUACAUUUAAAAUAUCAACUUGUGUAAAUGUCGUAAAAGCAUUGUUUACUGUUUUAAAGAAAAAUUGCACAUUAUAUUUAACUGAGAUUGCUCCCUCUCUUCCCAUUUCUUUAAAAAAAAAAAAAAAAAAUGGAGUAAAGGCUCAUGUUAACAUCCAGGCUGUGGGAGCUUUGCCAUAAAUAUAUACAAUGUAGGAAUAUAGCUUUUUAAAGCAUGAAAAAGGCAAAAGGAAUUGCAUUGAAAGUACAGGAUAGAGGACAUUAUUCAGAUGAUUACGCACAGCUCGGUAAAGAUGAAGUUACAGUUUUUCUUUCAGCUUUGUUGCUAUUAUUUUCUUCUACUUAAAUGUACACUCAUUUCAUUAUGUGCCUUGCUCCCUGAUUGUGCAAACCUAUAUAUAGAUAUAUAUAUAUGAGAGAUAUAUUCAGUACUACUGACGAUGUUUUUGUUCUACUGCUGGAUUAAGUUAUUUUCCAAGUUACUUAUUCUUGCCAAGUUACUGUCAGUAAACUAUUGUAAUGGCUUAGGACAGUAGUCAUGCGGUCAGUGUAAUUUACGUGUUUCCAUUAUGUCAGCUUAUCCAGUCCUUAAUAAAAAGAAUACAUAGAUUCAUUUAAACGUC